AUGUGAUCAACGUCAAACAAAAUUACCGUAUCACUGGAACAAAGGCAUCCAAGAAAAUGGAUGUAACAUAGUCUUUUGAUUAUGAAUCAUAAACAAAAGCAUUUAUCAAGCAAGAACGUAGAAGGAUACCGAAUAGAUUUUAUACGAAGAAAAUGUCUGCAGAACUCUUUCAAAGGAAACGAAAAAGGAUACAAACCACUCCAAAAACUCCCGGAAACUAUUCACACUGGCAUGGAGGUUUUGUGGCGACAGAAUUUUUUAUGUGACGUUGAAUUAUAUUCUAACGACAGACGGCGCUUCAGAGCUCACAAGCUCGUGCUUUCAACAUGCUGUGAUUAUUUUUAUGAUAUUUUUAUUGAAAGUCAAAAUUCUGCAUCAACUGAAUACUCCAUGAUUGAGUUAGAUUAUAUUUCUGGCAGUGUUCUUGAAAUUUUGUUGGAAGCAAUGUAUACAGGACGAUUAAAAGUAGAAGCGGGCAAUGUUGACGACAUUUUGUCGUCUGCUAUCGCUAUUGGAAUGUAUUCUGUAAUAGACGCGUGUGAAGAGUUCCUGUUGGAGCAUGCCUCAAAAGACAACUGUUUGCAGUUGCUUGGCACCGCAUCAAAAUACAACCUCAAUCGUCUUACGGAUGUGGCGUUAGAAAUUGCUGCGCAAAAUUUCCAGACUGUCUCAAAACAAAAGACUAUAUUCCGUAAUUUGCCAGUAGAACAUUUAGUAUCAAUACUUAAAAGGAAUGAUCUUGACAUUGACAACGAAUUACAGGCAUUUCAUCGCGUGCGUUCCUGGAUUGAAGAAAACAAGUCCUGUCGUCUGCAACAUGCGGCUGAACUGUUGGCAACCAUUCGUCUGCCAUUACUGAACCCAGCAGAAGUAAUCGAUAAAGUUGAAUGUUAUGAGUAUUUGAUGGAAGUAGCAGCGUGUCAGAAGAUGGUGAAAGAAUGCCUACACUACCAUCUCAUGCCGGCUAGACAGUGCUUAUUGCAGUCUCCAAGAACAGUUCCAAGACUGAAGGCGAACGCAUGUUUGGUGACUAUUGGGGGCGCCCCAAGACUGGAGACUGAGCCGUUAUGUGAUGACGUCAUGAGGUUCAAUUCCGACACUAACCAAUGGGAGCUAGCCACCAAAUUACCAGCUCCGAGACAACAUCAUGGAGUUGCAGUACUGAACGGGUUCCUGUAUGUAGCCGGAGGAGAGGAGGUCAACGGUGCCGUAGCGCCUUCGAAAACUAUGUUCAGGUUUGAUCCCCGGAACGGCACCUGGAUGGAGACAGCUCACAUGUCCACUCCACGACAGAGUUUUCAACUUGGGGUUUUGAACAGUGCUAUUUACGCCGUUGGUGGUCGGGUAAGCAAAAAUGAAUCGUUAGCAUCAGUGGAACGCUAUGAUCCGUCAUUGGACAAGUGGGAAGAAGUGGCACAACUUUGCUCUCCCCGACGAUGUGCAGCCGUCGGCGUUAUAAACGGAAAACUGUAUGCUGUAGGAGGAUCUGGAAAUAAGUACUUGUUAAGCCGUGUGGAACGGUUCACACCAGCAGAAAACAGAUGGGAAAUUCUGAAGUCUAUAAACACGCCCCGUUUUUUCGGACACCUUCUGCCAAUUAACGGAUAUCUUUAUCUUGUUGGAGGAGCUGCCAUUGACGAACAAGGAAAUUUGAUGUGUACAGAAGAAAUUGAAAGGUUCUCGCCAGACACUAACCAAUGGAGUUUUGUUGCCAAAAUGAGGACCCCUAGGUCUGAGUUUGGAUGUACCCACAUGAAGGAGAAAAUCUUCAUAGUUGGUGGAUAUAAUUGGAAUACAAGCAAGCGCCCGAAUGAAGUAGAAUGUUUCGACACAGAAACCCUUAUGUGGACAACACUUCCGGAACAGAAGCGACCUCUGGUGGGAGUGACAGCUGCAAUGUUGACACUUUACGAUAAAAGAGAUUAUAAUAAAUAAUAUAACGUUAAUGAAUAAAUAUAAUUUUAGAGCAUACUUUUUUUUAUAUUUCAUAAAUGUAAUAAUUGGUUUUCCAGAUAUUUUUUUAACUUAUUUGUCAUAGAUAUAUUAAAUUAAUCAAUAAAAUAAUCAUUUGAUCAUUGAA
This is a messenger RNA of Mercenaria mercenaria, 2080 nucleotides long. Its product is annotated as kelch-like protein diablo. NCBI's taxonomy places the organism in Eukaryota, Metazoa, Mollusca, Bivalvia, Venerida, Veneridae. Gene Ontology annotation, molecular function: protein binding. The transcript is spliced from 6 exons. The coding region runs from base 82 to 1935 and encodes 617 amino acids. The record is from RefSeq and is a predicted model, not a curated record.